UACAACAGAAAAAUGUCUGGACAUAGCGCAGAGGAGGCACAACUUGCUUCUUGCCAGGCUUAUGUGCGUCAACACAAUAUUCAACAACUUGUUAAAGAUGCCAUAGUAUCUUUAUGCAUCCAUAAACCUGAAAAUCCGGUGAUUUUCUUGCGUGACCAUUUUGAUCAGUUGUCAACCGAUCAACAAAACUUCUCCCAGGAAACAGUCCAUUCAGUUCCCGACGAAGACGACACCCUGGAAGAACCUCCACGUCUCCCACAAGGCAAUCGCCGCCGAUUGGGCGUUUCUGCCGAAGUUCCAGAUGAAAAUGAAGCCGCGAAUUACCAACGAGUAGUUAUUCCUAAAGAUGAUGACACACAAAAAGCUUUGAGACAGGCAAUGUGCCGAAAUGUUUUGUUUGCCCAUUUGGAUGUUGAUGAACAAAAAGCAAUUUUCGAUGCAAUGUUUCCAGUAGAGAAGAAAAAGGGAGAAAUUAUUAUUGAACAAGGAGAAGAAGGAGAUAAUUUUUAUGUAAUCGAAAGUGGAGAAGUUGAUUGUUUCGUUAAUGGGGAAUUUGUUCUCUCAGUUAAGGAAGGGGGUUCUUUUGGUGAACUUGCCUUGAUUUAUGGAACUCCACGUGCUGCUACUGUUGUAGCUAAGACCGCAACAGUCAAACUUUGGGCUAUUGACCGACUCACCUAUAGAGCUAUUUUAAUGGGAUCUACAAUGCGCAAAAGAAAAAUGUAUGAUGAAUUUUUGUCAAAAGUUUCAAUUCUUGCCGAUCUUGACAAGUGGGAACGUGCAAAUGUUGCUGAUGCUUUGGAGCAAUGCCAAUUUGAACCUGGAACUAGAAUUGUUGAACAAGGCCAACCCGGAGAUGAAUUCUUUAUAAUUGUUGAGGGAGAAGCCGAGGUGCUACAACGGCCAAAUGAUGAUGCCCCAUACGAAGUUGUUGGGAAAUUGGGUCCUUCUGAUUAUUUUGGCGAAAUUGCUCUUUUAUUGGAUCAUCCUCGUGCAGCAACCGUUGUGGCUAAAGGGCCCCUUAAAUGUGUAAAAUUGGAUAGAGCUCGAUUCGAGCGUGUUAUGGGCCCGGUGCGUGAAAUUCUCAAACGUGAUGUUAGCCAUUAUAAUUCUUAUGUGAAGGUAAAUUUUUGA
This is a messenger RNA of Meloidogyne enterolobii, 1134 nucleotides long. NCBI's taxonomy places the organism in Eukaryota, Metazoa, Nematoda, Chromadorea, Rhabditida, Meloidogynidae. The record is from the annotation of a GenBank genome assembly.